UAAGUUUGACUUAGAAAACAUUAAAAAGUAAGUAAUGACAAUUUUCAAUUUUUGUAAUUUUCAGUUACUCGAUGCAUGUAUAUCGUCAUGCAAUAAUUACUGUUAUUCCAUUGAUGAAAUGAAAGAUAAUCAAAUUAAGCAAUUGCGGAAGGAACAGAAGAUACUUUCUGAACGGAUCGAUCAACUGACUUCCACUAAUACCGAAAAGGAUGUUAAAACUCAAGGGCGAACAGAUGAAAUGGAAACUGUUACGGAAAAUAUUUCAGCCCAAUCUGAAGAAGAGGAUACUGAAAUGGAAAGCCUAAAGUUUAAACUCGUUGACGACCAACUUAAGGAGCCAAUAGAUGAUGAUGAUCAGCAAGAACUUGCUCACUCUGAGAGCACUGAAUAUAAUGAAUAUUCUACCGAGACACCUGAAAUAGAUACGAGCGACUGGAUUGUAGUUCAGCGUCGCAUUGAUAAUACUGUCGAUUUCCAAAGAAAUUGGAAGGAUUACAAACGGGGUUUUGGCAAUCCGAACGGCAACUACUUCAUUGGAUUAGAGAAUUUAUAUUUAUUAACCAAAGCUAAGCGAUACGAGUUGCUGAUCGAACUCCGAGAUGUGAAUGGUGCAACUGGCUAUGCCCGCUAUGAUAAUUUUGCUGUGGGCAGUGAAAUUGAAGACUAUACAUUAAACUCUUUAGGCGCUUACAGCGGAACCGCUGGAGAUUCACUUUCCGCUCAUUUGAACAUGAAAUUCUCUACCAUUGACCGAGAUAAUGACAUUUGGGAACGUAGUUGUUCUUCCAUAUACAAUGGUGGCUGGUGGUUUAGCAACUGUGGACACAGUUCGCUAAAUGGAAUCUUUAAUAGCGGUGGUGGAGACAAAGGUUUAAUCGGCAUUCUUUGGGGAAGUUGGAAACGAUCAUGGGAUUGGAAUAUAUCACUAAUCUAUUCCAAAAUGAUGAUUCGCCCAAAAAUGUCUUAACUAUGUGAAAUUGUCCUUAAAUAAUAUACAAGUGCAAAUGCGAAUCUCCUAAGUAACCAUCAGAACAAUGUAAAAUAUAAAUAUGCAAA
This is a messenger RNA of Drosophila willistoni, 1056 nucleotides long. RefSeq names its product microfibril-associated glycoprotein 4-like. Bases 35 to 967 code for a protein of 310 amino acids. The record is from RefSeq and is a predicted model, not a curated record. Lineage: Eukaryota; Metazoa; Arthropoda; Insecta; Diptera; Drosophilidae. The transcript has 2 exons.